UCUCUCACACACACACUCUCGGGAGCAGCGCUUGACGCACCACGCAAAGUUGGAUUAUACUAUUGCGCGCUGGUCUUUGACGGGGCUUUUUUCCCUCCCUCACACUGCCUACACCCUUGGCACUGACUUGCCAUUGAUAUAUUAUCUGGAUCAAUAUCAUUCCUCCUCGGUGACCUCUGCUGAGCUUUUUGGGAGAACCGAGCGCGGUCUCCUUUCUGGACGCGUGUUAUGAAUUCAUAACUAAGACAGCCUCACCUGGAGUGCGUGUGUUUGUAUGCAGUAAAGUGUGUCUGAGAGUUUGUUUCUCUGGAUCAGAUCAAGCAGUGAGGUGUUUUAUUGGCUUGGUUCAGCACACGCUCAUACACUUACAGACACAACACACACCGGGGGGAUUUUGGGCACCGCAUGCCGGGGACAUGUGGAAGUUUGCGCCGCUGUAGCGCAGCCAGAGAGCCGGUCCACCGCCUCGUCAACCUCUCGUCUCCCUUUCAAGUGGGGGCAAAUUCCUAAUUCACAGCUUUCAUACAUAGAAACCCCUCUAAGAAGACCCAAAUGUGAAUUUUAGAGCGAUACAUUUGAGAAUCCCAGGUCUGAGGGGAGGACAACGAAAAGGAGGACUGCAUCCCGUUGCGUGCAGAGUUUGGUGAGCUGUUUCGGGGAUUUCAGGGCUUUUAUUUUUGAACGCCCUUGUAUUUUCUCGGUAUUUUGUGGGUCUCAUAUUGGCCCCCACUUGCCGCAAUGAUGGUGGGAACUCUGAGCCCCGCUGGCCCCGGCCGCUCCCCGGUGACUGCGCUGGGGCUGCUGGCCGUCCUGCUCUCGGUCCUGUCCGGCGGAGCGGACGGACAGCCCUGCCCGGCGCAGUGCUCCUGCACCGGGACUACCGUGGACUGUCACGGCCAAGGUCUCCGCAGCGUGCCCAGGAAUAUCCCCCGCAACACCGAGAGACUGGAUCUGAAUGCAAACAACCUCACUAAAAUCACCAAGGUGGAUUUUGCAGGACUGAGGCAUCUGCGAGUGUUGCAGCUAAUGGAGAACAAAAUCACCACAAUAGAGAGAGGAGCGUUCCAGGACCUGAAGGAGCUGGAGAGACUGCGCCUGAAUCGGAAUAACCUGGCCGUGUUCCCCGAGCUGCUUUUCCUGGGAACGACAAAACUUUACAGACU
Molecule: messenger RNA, 1163 nt
Organism: Notothenia coriiceps (black rockcod)
Lineage: Eukaryota; Metazoa; Chordata; Actinopteri; Perciformes; Nototheniidae
Product: slit homolog 2 protein-like
Exons: 4
Cellular component (GO): plasma membrane
Molecular function (GO): protein binding
Source: RefSeq, a predicted model, not a curated record